Messenger RNA from Sphenostylis stenocarpa, 2001 nucleotides. NCBI's taxonomy places the organism in Eukaryota, Viridiplantae, Streptophyta, Magnoliopsida, Fabales, Fabaceae. The record is from the annotation of a GenBank genome assembly.
AUGUUGAUGUCAGGUGGGACCCAGAGGAUCCUCUUCGCCGUUGAUCUGAGUGCUACGUUGGAAUCGGACGGUCGAAAUUCAGAGGCGUUUUCGUCGACGAAUCAAAACCGCAAAAAAGUUCCGAUUUUUACCCAUUUCGCUGCCCCUGGAUCGCUUCACUCUGAGUUGCAUGAACUGCCCUUUCUUGCAAAGGUAAUGUGGGUCGGUGGGGAAAGAUUCUUGUUGGCUCAGAGGUCUGCAAGAUAUCUUCCAAAUAGUUCUCAGUCAUACAUAGAUGCAAGGAUGCAGUGGACCAAUGAUCAGGGUAUUGGCCCUGAGGGCAUAAAGAGUUCUCUACAACAACCAAGUUCUGUAAAAAGGAUGGGGUGUUUCACUGUAUUGAAGAGCAAGAAAAAAAGGUCUGAUCCAAUUACAUAUGUUAAACGUGUUAGCCAUAAUGAGCACGUGCCUACAGUAUUGCCUGAACCUCAAACGCGCUCACUCCAGUCUGCUCCUCCCAGUUUUAGGACCAGAGUGAAACCCAUUCAACCCAUUAAUAAAGUCAAUAACAACAGAACAAGAACAUUAUCUGCUCCAUCAACACUUGAUGCCGCAGAACAAGAUGCAUUGGCCUCAAUUGAAUAUGAGGAACAAGAAGAAUCAAAACACCGAGCUGGAUCAAUGAAGGAGCAGCAUUCAUCUAGUCCACAACCUUUACCACUCCCAUCACCUCAGGGAGGUGCUGCAUUGAAGGCUAUUGGCAGCUUUAAGUCAGUGACAGCUGGUGGUCCUCUAUCUGCUUCUGGACCUUUGCCACUUCCACCUACUGGGUCACUUCGGAAUUUUCUGUAUGAUGAAAUUGCCACAGCUUGCCACAAUUUCUCUUCUGAUAGAUGCAUGUCAGAAUGUCUUUCGUCCACCAUAUAUAAGGCUUCCUUUGGUGAUGAUGUUUCUAGUUCAAAGAAGUUUGAAGCCACUGUCACACGGCUUCACCCAUCAUUUCAGGGCUUGAAGGAAUUCAUGAAUGAAGUUAACACUCUUGCAUCCUUGCAACAUCCAAACCUCUGUAAAUUGCUAGGAUUUCAUGCCCGAGAGGGUUCAGAAAAUAGAAUGUUGGUUUAUGAGAGGCUAUACCAUGGAAGCUUGGAUCGCUUAUUGUAUGGGAGAUCUGAUGGGCCAUCAAUUGAUUGGAAUACAAGAAUGAAAAUUGCUAUAUGUGCUGCACAAGGUCUAACUUUCUUGCACGAAGAAGGGCCCUUUCAGGCAAUGUAUAACGAAUUCUCGACAGCAAACAUACAGAUUGACAAAGAUUUCAGUGCAAAGCUUUCGGGAUAUGGUUGUGUUGGACAUAUUCCCGAGGAAGAGAUUUCAAGCAGUUCAUCUGCUGUUGGAAACCUAUCAAUGGAGACAUUGGAGAAAGGAAUGCUCACUCCAAAGAGCAACGUAUGGAGCUUUGGAAUUUUUCUUCUGGAGCUACUUACAGGAAGAAAGAAUCUUGAUAGCCGUCACCCCAAGGAAGAGAGGAAUUUAGUCAAGUGGAGCCGGCCCUUCCUUGCGGACAACUAUCGUCUGUCAUUGAUCAUGGAUCCUCAACUCAAGGGUCGCUUUCCUUCUAAAGCAGCAAGAACAAUAGCUGACAUUGCACAAAAAUGUCUUCAAAAGGAGCCUUCAGACAGACCUACCAUGAGAACUGUUGUUGAGCAUCUGAAGAUGAUACAGGAUUUGAAAUAUUCGUGCCGGUUCCCACUGCAAGAGCCAGCAUCAAACUCUGGAAAACAUAUGUCAAGAUCACCAAGUCUCAAUGGGAUUAUCUGCCCAGUACCAAGGUUGAAUUUCUCACCAUCACCACCAUCAGGUGUUCCACCAGUACCUGUUUCACCUCCAAGAUGGUCUGGUGGAGUGCCCCUUCUCCUCCCUCCACGCGCAUGUUCUUCCAGUCUUUCUUUGGAGGAGCUUGAUAGGCAGGAAAGCCGCAAGUCAUCAUCCUCAGCCUCUAGAAGGGCUAGUGUUGAAGGAUUUUGA